AUGGGAAGCCUAAACCUCAAAGGCGACAGAGGCAUGACCGACCUAGAGACCGGUGUCCACAUGAUUUUUGGGGGAACCAACGUUUCCCGAGGACCCGUGUCCAAACGAACAAGAACGUCUACUACAAAAGAGGGACUGUCCCGAGAACGCUUACACAAAGAUACCCUCAUAUUCAGCAAAGAGGAUCUCGAGGAUAUGAUGGAACCGCACAACGACGCGCUAGUAAUAUCGUUUCUCUCAAACAAUACCAGGAUAAAGCACGUGCUCAUGGAUCCAGGCAGCUCGGUCAACAUAAUCGGGUCAGAAGUAGUAGAACAGCUGGGACUACUCGACCAAGUUAUUCCCACUCCUCGAGUCCUCCAUGGCUUCAACAUGAUCAGAGAAGAAACGAAGAGAGAGAUCACCCUCCCGAUCAACACGUCUGGCACAACCCAGAACACCGAGUUUCAGGUCAUCGACGGUGACAUGAGAUACAACGCCUUACUUGGCAGACCUUGGAUACACAACAUAAGGGCAGUGCCCUCGACCUUGCACCAGGUGAUAAGGUUUCCCACAAGGGAUGGCGUCACAACCAUACAUGGAGAAAAGCAGGCGGCGAAGGAAAUUUUCGUGGUACACGACGAGAUGCCAACCUCCACAUGCCCGGCCUCGGACGAGGAAGGAAGCGUGUAG
Nicotiana tabacum (common tobacco) is the source of this 672-nucleotide messenger RNA. The record is from RefSeq and is a predicted model, not a curated record. NCBI's taxonomy places the organism in Eukaryota, Viridiplantae, Streptophyta, Magnoliopsida, Solanales, Solanaceae.